AAGAACAGAACAUAAUUUUAUAAAGCUAAAUAUGGCGCGCGGUCAGGAAUACGUUAUCUUCAUAACAUUCAAAGUUUUCCAACUAAAACCGGGGCAACUGUAUUGUCCGUGGAAACAACGGAAUGCGCUACCUGUGCGAAAUAUGAAAUAUUAACUACGAGUCUACAGAGCUACAGAACUCCCUUCACCCUGUGACAGUGUGACAGCGCGGCGGGGGAGCGUUUGCUGAGAUUGCUACGACAGUAAAGACCGUACACUAGGGGCGGCGUUUCACCUCGCAGCUCUCCAAACAUCACUAAUCUUGGACUGACGCUCAGGUGGAGAGUCGACGGCUCACUGCCGCCGCUCAUUAAGAAGCAUAACAAAUAUAAGCAAGCCAAAAGGUGAAAAAACUGCAAGGGACCGUGCCACUGUGUAAACUGGAAAUUGUGAUGGAGAACGCAACAGCGAGAACGACUGGAUUGUCUUACUUUUAAAUCACGCUUCUCUUCAUCAGAUCCCAAGAUGUUCAGCUAGACUUUCCUUCGACAUGUAACCACUUCUUUCGAACUCCCGUGUUCGUGGAUAAAAAUAAAAAAUAAAAAGAAAUACAAAAGAAAAAUAUCCAAUAGAUCCUAUUCACAUGAACCAAGACUCGGACGUAGCUGAAACACAUCUGGGCUACCAAUUACUCGCGCUUUGAUAAGAUUUGGCCGCGCUGGUGUCCGAUGCUCAUACCCGUGUCCGCACAGUGUCCCUGAGGCUGAUCCUGGCCUCAGCCCUCUGGACCCGGAGCGAUGAAGCCCAGCCACGCCUCCGCCAGCCUGCGGCCACGCCCCAGUGCCCCACGAUGCAGGGACACCCCCCCAAACACCGGGUGGGGAGAGUAACCACCGCGAUGCAGGAUACGGGAACAUCGACUGCACUUCUAACCCCCUGGAUUGUCUCGGAGCCCCGGUUUGGGUGUAAAAGACGUCAGUGGUGAUUUAGUUUCAUUUUUUGCGUGGUCAGCCCUUCUGAGAUACGUCCUGGGGGAAUUGGCGGAAUUGCGCAGGGAGGGACCUCACGGAGGCUGACGAAGGCCCGUGGGCGGUCACGUGCGAGAGAGACACUCCCGAUGUUUCUGACGCCGCGUCGUUGGGCCUCUAUGACGGUUUCGCCACCCCGCUUUGCUGAGUGACCCCCCCCGCCUCCCCCUCUCCCUCCCCCGAGGCUCCGCCCCUGCCCAAUGGCAUGGGUCAAACUCUUCAAGAGGCCAGGGGGCGGGCUGGGGAAGACCUACCAGCCAGGAAGCAUGAUGUCACUGGCUCUCACCAAAGGCCUGCUGAACGAGCCCGGCCAGAACAGCUGCUUCCUCAACAGUGCCGUACAGUGUACCUGUUGCAGGUGCUCUGGCAGCUGGACAUCUUCAGACGGAGUCUGCGGCAGCUUCCGGGCCACUUCUGCCUGGGAGACGCCUGCAUCUUCUGCACUUUGAAGAGCAUCUUCACGCAGUUCCAGCACAGCCGGGAGAGGGCGCUGCCGUCCGACAGCCUGCGCCACGCCCUGGCCGAGACCUUCAAGGACGAGCAGCGCUUCCAGCUGGGCCUGAUGGAGGACGCGGCCGAGUGCUUCGAGAACAUCCUGGAGCGCAUUCACCUUCAUGUUGUGUCCAACGCCGAGGCAGAAGUCUGCACCUCCAGGUCCUGUAUCACCCACCAGAAGUUUGCUGUGGCACUAUAUGAACAGUGUGUGUGCCGCAGCUGUGGAGCUUCCUCUGAUCCCCUGCCUUUCACACAGUUAGUGCAUUAUGUCUCCACCACCGCCCUUUGCCAACAGGCAGACCGUGUGCUGGAGAAGAGCGAGAGGCACAGGUCCGAAACGUUUGCGGAGCUGCUCCAGGCAGCGAGCACCAUCGGGGACCUCCGAAACUGCCCGAGUAACUGCGGCGAGAGCAUCAAGAUUCGGCGGGUGCUCAUGAACUGUCCGGAGAUCCUGACCAUCGGCUUCGUCUGGGACGCCGAGCAGUCGGACCUCACCGAGGACGUCGUCCGGACGCUGGCCCCUCACCUCAACCUCUCCGGGCUCUUCUACAGGGUCAUGGAUGAGAAGGCGAAACGCAGUGAGCUGGUCCUGGUGGGAAUGAUCUGCUUUUCCAGCCGACACUACUGCACGUUUGCGUACCACACCAAGUCCGCCAAGUGGGUCCUGUUCGAUGACGCCACCGUCAAAGAGAUCGGGUCCAAGUGGAAAGAUGUGGCCUCCAAAUGCAUCCGAGGUCACUAUCAGCCCCUCCUCCUGUUCUAUUCGAACCCUGACGGGAGCGCUGUCUCCACGGAGGACGCCCCCAGACAGACCACCAUGUGGCCCCACUACAAGUCCCCGAUUAACGGAGAGACCACAGCUCCCGAUGGUCCGCUGUCUGGAUCAAAGAAGCCGGACAUGUCCAGAGAGACUGCGGGCGGCCUGACAGCCGGCCCGGGCGGCUUCAAACCCAAACUCCAGGGCCCCUCCGGCCAGGCCUUCAGCCGAACGGGCGGGCAGACCAGCGCUGGGCGGGGGCCAGCACCUCCCAGGGGACACCAGGAACCUUCAUCGAAAGCCAGCCCCGGUGACUCUAAAGGCAAGCCGAGGGAGGGCUCCAAAGAGCCACGUACCCCCCACCUCCCGAAAAAGGAGUCGGAGCGGGCGCAGAGGAGACAGGAGUCCCGACACAGAGAUGUGUCCGCGGAGAAGACGCACGCCCGCCCCGCCUCGCCCCCCGACCUCAGGGCGUACAGCAGCCCGGGGAAGGGCCAGCCCUGGAGCGACAGGACGUCCCACCAGAGCCGGCCGGCGCACGAGCCCCGCCCGGGCGCCAGCCCCCCGGGGGGGGGCCACGGGCGGCGGCAGGAGGCGGCGGGGAGCGCGGACGGGGACGGCGGGCAGGAGGCGCGGGAGAAGGGCCGCGGCAGGAGCCGGUCGUGGAGGCCCGUGCGGGAGGUGCUGAACGUGGACAGCGUGCUGAGCGAGCUGGAGCGGCGCCGCAGGGCCUCCGGCCAGGAGAGGGCGCCGCGCCGCGACCGGGAGCCCGCCAGGCCGCGCGACGAACGCAAGCAGAAGAGCCUCAUGACCAUCUACGAGGACGAGCAGCGGCUGGAGGGCGGCAGCCGCAGCUCGCUGGAGUCCGACGCCCGCGGCGGCCGGGACCAGGGCGGGGCCGGCCUCAAGCUGCGCGCCGACAACUGGACCAUCCAGCGCACCGAGUCCGGCUACGAGAGCAGCGACCGCCUCAGCAACGGCUCCACCAACCCGGACUCGCCCGUGGUGGAGAGCUUCAGCGCCAAGGAGCUGAGGCCCAGAGCCGAGGCACAGCAGCCCAGGAGCCCCCUCCGUCACUCCCGGGGUGAGGACUCCAAGGCCGACUCCCCGCGCCCCUCGUACUCCUACGGGGAUUAUCAGGCCAAAAUUAAAGGCAAGGAUGGCAUCGCUCAAGAUGCCCAUUUCCUCAAAUCCAGCCCGAGUUUAAGGAGGCGGUUCAGGCACCCCCACGGGGGCUCUGAUAGGAGGAACGGUGUGGACAGGGACCCCCCGGCCCUGGUGAGUGACAGGGGCUGCCGGACCGGGAGCCCCGCCCUGCAGCAGCAGGGUAAGACCAGCAGCUCGGAGUGGAACAGUUCAGACGACCUGGCGGGACCGUUCUCCGAGCAGGAGGACAGCGCGUACCGGUCCAGCAACAGCGAGACGGCCCCGCCCGAAUCCCCCGCCCCCCUGGAGUCCCCCGGGCCGGCCCCGCAGCCCCCCUGUCCCGGCCUCGCCUCGCCCCUGCCCCCCGCCAAAUACGCGCACAGGCACGGGGCCGGCUUCCGCCCCAGACUGCUCCAGGAGCCUUCGCAGACCAGCCCCCGCCCGUCCCACCCGCCCCACCCCGCCCGCGCCUACGCCGUCCUGCACAGGUGCGCGGGACACCCCCUGUCCCCCGACCCCGGCGGCAGGGGCGGCCCCGCCCACCACGGGAGGAGCGAUUCGUCCGCCAGCGAAUCGAGCGAGAGGUUCCCCAGCCCCAGGCCCAGCCCUGACCCGGAGGGCCCGGGAGAAGGGGUCGCGCUCACCACCUACUUCACUGUGGACAACUGCAUGACGGACACGUACCGCCUCAAAUACCACCACCAGCGGGUGGCGCCAGAGCCCAGGGACCGGGGUGAUCCGGGGGACGCCCCCGCGGACUCAGAGCACCUCAAACCCAGGCCUGACCCAGGCAGUAAGAGCAGUCAUCUGGCAGUCGGAGGGUUGCCGGUUCGAUCCCCCGCCCGGGCUGUGUCGAAGUGUCCCUGAGCAAGACACCUAACCCCCAAAUGCUCCUGACAAGCUGGUCGGUGCCUUGCAUGGCAGCCAUUUGCCAUCGGUGUGUGAGUGUGUGUAUGAAUAGGUGAAUGAGAAGCAUCAAUUGUACAGCGCUUUGGAUAAAGGCGCUAUAUAAAUGCCAACCAUUUACCAUUCACCAUUUAAUGCGUGUUAUGUCCGUUUGAUUCCAGGCUAUUCAACAAGUAAACCCACCGCAAAAUGGAAUCCAGUCACUCCGAAAGGUCUGGAUGAACACGGCUUUUUAUGAUGCAUUCUGCAGGCUGGUGUGAUAUGCAAAAACGUUAACUGUAUGGCAGAAGUGGAUUUUCCUUCGAAAAGGAUCCGUCCUUCACCUCAUUAAAAAUGAGGACAACUAUACCCAGAAAAUAAACUUGGGGAUUUAUUAACUACCUAGAGACUGUGAAGUAACUUCCAACUUCCAUUUUGGUUUGAGGUAAUUUCAGGUUGUGCCACCAGGGGGCAGGCUUUUGUUAUGGUUUUUGCACAGGGGUGAGCCAAAUAUAAAACAGAAGCCAUUAUUUUAUUAUUUUUGUCUGGAAAAAAUGUAAACAAAUGACUAUGGGUCCUGGAGCUAACAUGUAAAAUAAGUGUAAAAAUGACCCUUUAAACUGCACUUUCUCAGAUUUUUUUUAUGCAAAUAAUUUAUAAGAUAUGAAGGUUUACUCACGCACAUUGUAGCAUUAACACACUCAUGGACAAACUUUUCCUGAUACAAAAAAAAAAGAAACAUUUUUGCAUAGCAUAAAAAGUCAGGGAUUUUCUCCCACUCAAUUAUGAGUACUGCAAUUUGUUUCAUAUCUGGUAUUUAAUAGUUGUAGCAUGUACUGAAAUCCUGAUAUGUUUAUGUAGACAAGUGUUUGUUUUUUUUGUUUUUUUCAUUUUUGACGAUAUGCGAGACCUAUAAAAACGUGUGGGAAGGAGAUGUGUCUUUGAAACAGCUAAAAAAUGUAUUUUACUUGUCAACUGUGUUAUACAGUGGAUGAGUGGCAUGACAAAGUUUGCCAUGCGGUAAGAACUACACACUGUAAACUAAGAAAGAAAUUUAAACAAGCAUGUUUUCUGACAGAACAGAAACUUUUAGAAAGGAAUUGGCUCUUAGGUAGACGAUCAGGUUUGGAGAUGACCGUCUUUGAAAUCAUUUGGGGUUCCUUUUGCCACAGGAUUGAGGUGGACCCUUCUGUGCAGUGCAAAACGGUCAUCGUUCAUCCAGCCCAGGUCUUUCUGACUUCUUUGCCUUUAAUGCAUGCUAAAUUUUGAUUCUCUUUUGGUCUCUUUUCAGUUCAUGCAGCUGAGACCCAUCUAACAGUUAGGUGAAAUGCACUUUUUAACCAGUUUGAUUCCCAAUGAGAAUCACAAACUGAGUGGGAUUGGUUGAUGAUGUAUGUUAUGCAUACACUCUAGUGCAGGGGUCUCCAACCCUGGUCCUGGAGAGCUACUGGGUCUGCUGGUUUUUGUUUUCACUUUAAAAUCAGCACCUGUUGAGACCCAGGUAACCAGGUGAGGUGAGUUAAUUAAUUAAAUUAGAGCAGUUGAUUAUAGUUAAUUGCAGGGUAAGAACGAAAACCAGCAGACCCAGUAGCUCUCCGGGACCAGGGUUGGAGACCACUGCUCUAGUGCAUCUGUUGUUUUGUAUUCACGUUCCUGGAAUAGACUGAGGUGAUGUCAGUUAUACUACAGAAAUUAUAUAGGCCGACUACAGUUCUCAACCACAAGAUCCUGGCACUGCUGAGUCCGCUGACUUGCCUGCUAUUGAGUACAUAAGUGAACUACAAUGGAUGCGAAAGUUAAGUAGGCAAAUUUCUCUCAGUGUAGCGUACUGAAAAUCCCUGGAGGAUAUACUUCUUCCCAGGGCUUCGCUGAGGCCUACUAUACAACUUGUACACUAGUAGGCGAGUGAACUAUUUUGGACACAACCCUGGGUGCAUUCGGGAGCUCACAUUUCGGGAAGUAAACCACACGUUUUAGUAGGUCCCACAGAGGAAGAGAUGGAGCCAUCAUUGGGUCAAGAGGAAGGAAGCAGGGCUUUUUUCCUCCCAAGAGCGGGACGUCUUAUGACAUUUCAGCAGUAUCACCGGAACAUAGAAUGGAGGUUAUUUUUUAAUUGGCUACUGUCCAUCGCAUACUAAAAAAAAUGCACACUGGUAGAUAAUAUUUAGUAGACAACAUUUGCAUAGCUAGGAUAGCAAGGAGGCUGUUCCAGACACAACCCAAGUCCUUCAUCAGAGUGGUGAUCAGGAUUAAGCACCUAGCAGACGUGUAGCACAAUCAAAGCAAGCAUGGAGCAGAUCUCAGUAAAGACAGAACAGUGACUCAGUUGUGUGGGUAGUCAAUUAAGAAAUUCUAAAUCGACAAACUUUGAUAAACUUAAGACAGUCAUAUUUCAGCAUUAUGAAAUAAAUUCAAUCAAAAUCAUACGACAUGAAUUAUGUCUUAAAUGCCAAGAGGACCUGUAUUCAGUGAAAGAGAACGAGCUGGCGUUAUUAUUUAUUUCACAAUCUCUCCUGUCCUGUGUCAUUUUAAAUUCUUUUCCACCAUGGAUACAUUUUAUUAUUAUUUUUUUAACUUCAUUUUGCCAUCACCUUUUUUUUUAGUUGCAUGGAUAUUUUUGUAUAUGUAUGCUCAGCAGGUGCUGCUGUGGUGCCUUCUUCCAUGUAAAAUACAUGCCAUGAUUUGUCUGACGGGAAACAUAAAAAAAUACAUGUAUAUAUUUUGGAGAUACUUUUGUAAAAUUUAUUUUGUUUAAUAAACUUCAUUAUUCAA
Molecule: messenger RNA, 7062 nt
Organism: Conger conger (European conger)
Lineage: Eukaryota; Metazoa; Chordata; Actinopteri; Anguilliformes; Congridae
Gene: usp53b
Product: ubiquitin specific peptidase 53b
Exons: 18
Coding region: 1213-4272 (1019 amino acids)
Biological process (GO): response to auditory stimulus; protein deubiquitination; sensory perception of sound
Cellular component (GO): cell-cell junction
Molecular function (GO): cysteine-type deubiquitinase activity
Source: RefSeq, a predicted model, not a curated record